Messenger RNA from Fraxinus pennsylvanica, 1428 nucleotides. NCBI's taxonomy places the organism in Eukaryota, Viridiplantae, Streptophyta, Magnoliopsida, Lamiales, Oleaceae. The record is from the annotation of a GenBank genome assembly.
AUGGAUGGCCGGGAUGCUCAAAAGAUGUUUGACUUGUAUAUUCAUGAUUACAUGGUCAGGAACAACAUGCACACAAGUGCUGAUAUUUUCGCCAGGGAGGCUGAAGUUAUUCCAAACGCUCGUGUCAUAAUUUUGAAUGAUUUUAUUUGGUUUUUCUUAGCAAUCAAUCCUCGGAAAGAACUUUUAACAGACUGGUGGUCCUUAUUUUUGGAUGUAUACAAUGCUAGAGCUGGAGCUGGAGCUGGAGCUGCGAGGCAUUCUCAGACUCCAGGAGCAUCCUCAUCUAAGCAGUUUGCAACUAUUGAAGCUCACCUCCAACGAGAUUUUAUGCCAGACUUGGCAGUACAAACAUCAGGAAAACUGGAAUUGUCAGCCUCUAGAAAUUCAACCAAUCUGGGCAAUCCUAUACCCAUUGAUGAAAGUUUAAAUUGGAAACAUUUACAAAGUGGAAAGAAUGUCGCGGAGGAAGAACCCUUCGAUGUUGACUGCUUUUUCAAUGAUAAUCCAGAUGACAUGAGCACUUUGCCACAUAGUUCUCCAGCAUGUGAUAAAACUGAACAAAAAGGCCAGUGCCUCUCUUUUGAAGAAGUUGAAAGCUUCCAAACUAAAACCAAGCUUAGAUGUUGCCAUUUUGCAGCAUCGGGAAAGUUAUUAGCUGCUGCUGGGCAUGAUAGUAAGGUACUGAUUUGGAAUCUGGAAUCUCUUUCAACGAAUAUAAUAAAAGGAUAUUCACUUCUCAUCACAGACAUCCGUUUCAAACCAAAUUCAACCGUUUUUGCAACAUCUUCGGUUGAUAGAGUAGUGCAACCGACAAAAUCAAAUUCUAGGCUUGUUGGGCAUGCUAAAUCUGUGAUGUCAUUGGAUUUUCACCCAACAAGGGUCAAUAUCCUCUGCUCUUGCGAUAGCAAUGAUGAGAUUCGAUUGUGGAAUGUCAACGAAUCUGCUUGCAUUCACGCUUUUAAGGGAGCAAAUAGACAAGUUAGAUUCCAACCUCAAUCUGGGAACCUUUUGGCUGCUGCUACAGGAAAUGUUAUCAAUAUGAUUGAUGUUGAGACUAGCACCAUCCAGUACCGGUUAGAGGGACAUACCAAAGAUGUUCGCUCCAUGUGUUGGGAUACCAGUGGCAGAUACAUGGCUUCUGUCAGUGAAGACUGUGCACGCAUAUGGUCAAUUGAAGCAGGCGGAAAAUCUGUGCAUCAGUUGCAGUCCAGUGAAAAUAAAUUUGUGUCCUGCACGUUUCAUCCUGGGUAUUCACUAGUCCUGGCCAUUGGUUCUUACCAGUCACUUCAAAUCUGGAAUCCAAUGGAUGGCAGCAAAAUGUGGACCCAUCGUGCGCACGAGGGAAUAGUUUCUGCAUUGACAAAUACCUCUGUGAAUCAUAGGAUUGCCUCAGUGAGCAACGAUUCGUGGAUGAAGGUGUGGGAAUAG